Molecule: messenger RNA, 1506 nt
Organism: Asparagus officinalis (garden asparagus)
Lineage: Eukaryota; Viridiplantae; Streptophyta; Magnoliopsida; Asparagales; Asparagaceae
Product: carbamoyl-phosphate synthase small chain, chloroplastic
Exons: 10
Coding region: 205-1179 (324 amino acids)
Biological process (GO): 'de novo' pyrimidine nucleobase biosynthetic process; L-arginine biosynthetic process; L-glutamine metabolic process
Cellular component (GO): carbamoyl-phosphate synthase complex; cytoplasm
Molecular function (GO): carbamoyl-phosphate synthase (glutamine-hydrolyzing) activity
Source: RefSeq, a predicted model, not a curated record
ACGGCAGUUGCAGAUAAUGAUUCAAAUGCAGAUAGGCCAUGGAAAACAUCAGAUGCUAGACUUGUUCUUGAAGAUGGUUCCAUAUGGAGGGCCAAAUCAUUUGGUGCUUCCGGAACACAAGUCGGUGAAGUGGUGUUCAACACAUCUUUGACUGGGUAUCAAGAAAUUUUAACGGACCCCAGCUAUGCCGGUCAAUUUGUCUUAAUGACAAACCCUCACAUCGGGAACACGGGUGUAAAUAUUGAUGAUGAAGAGUCCAAUCAAUGCUUCCUAGCUGGCCUGGUGAUCAGAAGCCUAAGUAUCUGCACUUCAAACUGGCGGUGCACAGAAGCUCUUGGUGAUUACUUGGCUAAAAGGAACAUCAUGGGCAUAUAUGACGUGGAUACGCGUGCUAUAACACGGAGAUUAAGGCAAGAUGGGAGCCUUAUUGGUGUCUUGAGCACUGAAAAAUCUCAAACAGAUGAAGAACUAUUAGAAAUGGCGCGUAAAUGGAAAAUUGUUGGUGUGGAUUUGAUUAGUGGCGUCUCAUGCACUGCUCCAUACAAAUGGACUGGGAACACAGGCUCAGAAUGGGAGUUCAGCAAUGGUCAGAACCACGGGGAAACUUUUCAUGUUGUUGCCUAUGAUUUCGGUAUCAAACAUAAUAUCUUAAGGCGCCUGGCAUCUUACGGAUGCAAAAUCACGGUUGUGCCAUCAACAUGGCCUGCUGCAGAAACACUCAAGAUGAAACCUGAUGGAAUUCUAUUUAGCAAUGGCCCUGGAGACCCUGCAGCAGUCCCUUAUGCUGUACAAACAGUAAAGGAUAUAAUUGGUAAAGUCCCAGUUUUUGGAAUUUGCAUGGGUCAUCAGUUGCUUGGGCAAGCAUUGGGGGGCAAGACAUUUAAAAUGAAGUUUGGGCAUCAUGGAGGAAACCAUCCUGUUCAUAAUCUCCGGAAUGGGCGUGUCGAGAUUAGUGCUCAGAACCAUAACUAUGCUGUGGAUCCUGCAACUCUUCCACCUGAUGUUGAAGUAACUCAUGUAAACUUAAAUGACAAUAGCUGUGCUGGUCUUGCCUGCCCCAAGUUAAAUCUCAUUUCUUUGCAGUAUCACCCAGAAUCCUCUCCUGGACCCCAUGACUCUGAUCCUGCUUUUGGAGAAUUCAUCAAGCUGAUGAAGGCAAACAAACUGCAGACAGUAUAAUAGAAACUGAUAGUUGCUAGACUUAUUAGAACUUUUAUGUGAAUCAGCCUUUGAGCAUGACAAGGUUUUCGUACUCAAGCAGGCUUUUAUGAGUCGAUGUAGCUUACUGAGUUGAUCUCCUCAGAGAAUCCUUAUGAAAUAAGAGAGAUCCUUUUUCUACAAGAGGAAGCUCACAUCGAAGUAAUUUUGUGUACUGAAUAGUAAGUAAUAAAGUGUUAGUGUGAAUGGUUUCGGAUUUCUUAACGGUCUAAUCUUAUAUUUAUUGUGCACUGUGCUGAAUGUUUCCUACCAAUUUAUGUUAUCUGGCUCUUCAACAGUUUCUUUUUA